GCCCCUGAAGGCAGCCGUAGUGUUUGCUGAGCUCGUGCUGAACGGAUCUCACUACAACAAGUGAGUGUCAGCAAGCAUGUCCGGUUAGUGUACCUCGGUGGCGCUGGCUGUGAUCAUCACUACAUGUGCUCCUCGGGUUCCCAAAGCACUGUGUUAAAUGGAGCUAGAGGACCAAUGGUGGAGAGGACAGCUGGCCACAGACAUAUACCAGGCACUACGGUACAAAGAGCUUAAGUUGCCGUCCUACAAGGGCCAGUCUCCUCAGCUGAAUUUGAGACGAUACUAUGCGGACCUCAUAGCUGUUGUUAGCAACCACUUCAGACUCUGUCCUGCAGCCAGACACCUGGCUGUGUACUUGCUAGACCUCUUCAUGGACCGCUAUGAUGUCACGGAGCAGCAGCUUGCCGUGGUCUCGCUCUCAUGUCUUCUGUUGGCCAGUAAGUUUGAGGAAAGAGAAGACCAGGUGCCAAAGCUGGAGACGCUGAACAGCCUGGGCUGCAUCAGCUCCAUGAACCUGAUCCUGACCAAGCAGGGUUUGCUGCAUAUGGAGCUGCUCCUGCUAGAAACCUUCCAGUGGAACCUGUACCUGCCCACGGCCGCUCAUUUCAUAGAAUACUGCCUGUCCAUUGCCAUCCAUGAGGGAGACCUCCAUGAUGGCUGGCCCUUGACCUGCCUGGAGAAGUCUAAAUUAUACAUGGCCAAGUAUGCUGAUUAUUUCCUGGAGGUUUCUUUGCAAGAUCAUGUGUUUUUGUGUUUUGCCCCCUCUCUACUGGCGGCUGCGUGUGUGGCCUCCUCCCGCCUCGUCCUCCACCUGUCCCCUACAUGGCCGCCACAACUGCAGCGCCUCACAGGCUACACAUGGGAGAACCUGGUCCCAUGUGCUGAGAAACUACUCAUUGCACAUGACAGUGAUGUCAGAGAGGCCAACAAGCAGAAGUGUCAGCAGCAGCAGCAGAUGGUGUACCACAGUUCCGGCCAGACAGCCACUGUGGCCCAGUGCCUGCACCGGCCCAGUUUGCAGUAUCCCCAGCAGGCCAGCCACAGGUCUGCCUCCUACCUCAGCCACUCCACCACCAGUCUGCCGGCUCCCAAUGGCCCCCAGCACGGCAGCACCCAGACCAUCUCUGCCUCACUGGAUCCAAAGUCCAACCUCACCAACAGGGCUUACCAAGUCAGCAUGCACUACACCUGUGCCGCUCCGUGUUUUGACAGAUGAUGGAUUUGUAGGAUUUAGUCGUUUUUGAAAAGGAAGAGAAAAGUGUUGGGGAUCUGUUUCUCCUCAACAUAACAGAAUACCCCUGAAGAUAAAAAAAAAAGCGUGUUUUUAAUUUGAAGAGACUGGAUGAAAUUGUGGCAGCACUUUGAACCAUAAGGUGUACGCAAUGUGCAAUAUGCAUACUCUGCUGUAAUUUUCUGUGGAGAGCUUGCUUGAGGAUUUUUUUUUUUUUUCAAGAAGUUUGAGAUAUCUGUAAUGAAUGUUGUUGUGAGGUAACUAGAGGCAGAGUUUGCACCACUGUACUGACUAGUGUUACUGUAUAAUUUAGCUACAGACCAAAAGUCUUGUAAUUAAGCCAAAAUACCUCGGAAGUAUUGCACGUAGUCACCUUGUGCCUGUGUUAUUUAGGGACAUUACUGUUUAGUUAAACAGGAAGUAAUCAAAGGGAUUUACGUCGGUGCCUCGAAUUUUGUUUUGAGUGUUAUUUGUGUAAGUAGUAAAGAAUAUUUUCCUCUAGAUGUCAACUUAUUUGCAGAGAAAAUUGUUGCUCUUCUGUUCACAGAGGAUUUCAGUCAGUGCUGUGCACUUCUAUGAUGAUAGUUUUAAAUAAAAAACAAAACUGUGUUGGUUGAACUGAAA
This is a messenger RNA of Pleuronectes platessa (European plaice), 1855 nucleotides long. RefSeq names its product cyclin J (gene ccnj). Gene Ontology annotation, biological process: regulation of cyclin-dependent protein serine/threonine kinase activity; mitotic cell cycle phase transition. The record is from RefSeq and is a predicted model, not a curated record. NCBI's taxonomy places the organism in Eukaryota, Metazoa, Chordata, Actinopteri, Pleuronectiformes, Pleuronectidae. Gene Ontology annotation, molecular function: cyclin-dependent protein serine/threonine kinase regulator activity. The transcript is spliced from 6 exons. Gene Ontology annotation, cellular component: nucleus; cyclin-dependent protein kinase holoenzyme complex; cytoplasm. The coding region runs from base 158 to 1216 and encodes 352 amino acids.